AUGGACUCCUCUAGCAGCUCUCACUCGGCGCUCACCACGUAUGGCGGCUGGGCUGUCCUGCUGCUCGUGGCAGGCUAUGUCUUCACCACCUAUCAGAACGGCACACCACGACGCAGCUCUGCCGUUGUGCCUGCCAAGCGCGGCCGGUCGCAAGAGGCUCCAGAGCCAGCUGCGCCCCCGAGGAAGAAGGUCGAGAAGGCCGUGAAACAGCCCAAGAAGGUCGCGAAGCCGGCGGAGGCCGCUGCCACCACGACGGCCACCGCACCUGCCGAGCCAGUCGCCAGCGCUGAAGAGCUCGCCGCGGCGGAGCGCAAGGCCGACCGGGAGUUUGCCCGCCAGCUCUCCUCCACACAUGCUGGCCACACCUUUACCAGCAAGAAGGCCGAUGAGAAGCGGGCCAAGUCUGUGAAGCAGUCCAAGGCUGAGCAGGGCUCCAAGGUGACUGCAGCCCCUGCAGCCACUACCACCGAGGUGUCUCACGGCGAGGAUGCGGAUGACGACUUGUCUCCUCAGGCCUCCCCCGUCGUCGAGGCCGCGCCGUCCAACAGCAACGAUGUCUCUGACAUGCUCGAGGCUGCGGCUCCUGGCCCCUCUGUCCUCCGUCUGACUGGCACUGAUGCGGUCAAGGCCAAGCAGCCCAAGGCCAAGGCUCCGGAGGUCGUCGAGACCAAGAAGCAGCGCCAGAACCGGAAGAAGGCCGAGGCUGCCAAGGCUGCUCGCGAGGAGGAUGAGAAGGAGCGCAAGGUGCUCCUUGAGCAGCAGAGACGCACUGCUCGCAUCGCCGAGGGUCGCGCUGCGAAGGACGGCUCUGGCUUCGUCGCCAGCCAGCAGAACAACGCCUGGACUGCCCCGAACACCGAGUCUGCCCAGACGAACGUGAUCCCUCUUCUCGACACCUUUGAGGCUACCCCUGCCGCGCCUGCGAAGAAGCAGAAGGAGACUGUCCCCGCGGCUCCCCCGAAGCAAGACCAGUUCGAAGCUGCUCCCCCGCAAGAGACUGACAGCUGGAAUGAGGUAAAGACCAAGAAGAAGGGCAAGCAGAGUGCUCCCGCUGCCGUCUCCUCCGCCGCCUCUCAGGCUGAGCCCGUCGCGGCCGCCAAGCCUGCCACCAACGGAGUCAAGAAGCCCCUCCUGACCAGCAACAACUCUUCCUUCGCCGCCAUUGCUCCCGAGGAGACCGAGGAUGUCGACGAGGAGUGGGAUGUAUGA
Microdochium trichocladiopsis is the source of this 1209-nucleotide messenger RNA. RefSeq lists its product as uncharacterized. NCBI's taxonomy places the organism in Eukaryota, Fungi, Ascomycota, Sordariomycetes, Xylariales, Microdochiaceae. The coding region runs from base 1 to 1209 and encodes 402 amino acids. The transcript has a single exon. The record is from RefSeq and is a predicted model, not a curated record.